UAAUGUUGUUACAUUAGUCUCGUUUAUUUAGUUCUACGGUGGUGCUGAUGAAUGCCAACAUCCAUUUCCCAAUUAAACAUCUGUGAAAGGAACUCAAGUCGUCGUGUUGUGACGAAGGGAGGCAAAAUCCCAGUGCUGUUCCUUAAAUUCCAGUGAUGUGUUCCAGUCUCUGUAAUAGAAUGUUGAAUGCAGCACUAAGAUCUGACAGGACGAGGACAGAAACGACCAUAGACCAUUGUCUGAAGCUAAGAGAAGAUCAUUAGUGACUCUAACCACAGCUUUUUCUGUGCUGUGAUGUUUUCUAAAUCCUGACUGAAAAUCUUCCUACAUUCCCACUCAGGUGGUCAGAUAAUUAUUUAGCUACAAUCUUAGAAAUAAAGGGUAGAUUUGAACUUGGCCUUCUUUCAGUAAUCUGGUUGGGAUUGGGACUCUUGGCACUUUUCACAAACAUAUCAUUUGGUUUUGCUCCGUAUCACCAUCAUGCUGUGAGCUUCACUUCUGGACCUGCAGCUGCAUUUCCUCUACAGUCAAACCACUCGCUCUGAAAACCAAGUGGAAGGUUUGUGUCACAGGCACCUUUGCAACCACAACCAUCAUAUCAUCAUGAAGACUGGUCGCAUCCUCCUGCUCUGCAUCCUGGCGGCUGCUCUGGUUUCCAUGGUGGUUUGUCAAAGUGGAGAUGGUCCUGAUGAGUGCUGCUUCAGCUACUCCCCACGGAGAAUCAAAAAAGACUUAAUCAAGUCUUAUUAUGUGACAGAUGAGAGGUGCACUAAACCUGGAAUCAUUUUGGUGACUGAAAAUUCUCGCACCUGUGUGGAUCCGAAUCAGUCCUGGGUGAAAGGCCUGAGGAACUAUUUGAAUAAGAAAACCCUUUAAGAUAACUUCCUGUUGCUUUGUUCUGUGUCUGGUAAUUGUUGUUCAAUGCUUUGUAUUUACAAUAAAAUAUAAUCACCUUAAAAUACAGCUGCAU
Betta splendens (Siamese fighting fish) is the source of this 970-nucleotide messenger RNA. Its product is annotated as C-C motif chemokine 3-like. The coding region runs from base 604 to 876 and encodes 90 amino acids. Lineage: Eukaryota; Metazoa; Chordata; Actinopteri; Anabantiformes; Osphronemidae. The record is from RefSeq and is a predicted model, not a curated record. Gene Ontology annotation, cellular component: extracellular region. Gene Ontology annotation, molecular function: chemokine activity; CCR chemokine receptor binding. The transcript is spliced from 3 exons. Gene Ontology annotation, biological process: cellular response to tumor necrosis factor; immune response; lymphocyte chemotaxis.